Molecule: messenger RNA, 2640 nt
Organism: Colossoma macropomum (tambaqui)
Lineage: Eukaryota; Metazoa; Chordata; Actinopteri; Characiformes; Serrasalmidae
Exons: 4
Coding region: 13-798 (261 amino acids)
Source: RefSeq, a predicted model, not a curated record
UGUAGGUCAGUCAUGCAGUCCUGCAGUUCUGCUCUCUGUAUCCUGAUCUUACUGAUCUCUACAUUCACUACUGGGUCUGAAUCAGCUGUUCCUUCAGUGAAGGUGAAGCUUCAUGACUCUGCUACUCUGUCCUGCUCUGAGAGAUGUUCUGGUUUGGUCAGAUGGACUGAGUUCAGUGAAUCCACUGAUACUCUGGCUGAGUGUGAUCAGACUUCAUGUAGAUCAGUGAAAGAGGGAUAUCAGAUGAUCCAUGAUCAGUACCUGAAGGGAGAUUUUUCACUCAUCAUCACUGAUGCUGAUUUCAGUAAGAGAGGCUGGUACACGUUUCAGUGUGAUGGUAAAGACGUCUGUGAUGUGAAGCUGCUGAUUCAGCCCUUGAACAGUACAGUUCAGAUAAAACCUGGUGACUCUCUGGUGCUGAAGUUGGACAUAUCAGAUCCAGUGGAGGUGAUUUAUAACAGCACAGGUGCAGCUGGACCAUCCGGUCAGAUCUCUACAGUGGAUGGACGAUCACUACAGUGUAAACCUGAAUACACACAGAGAGCAUCACUCACAGCUGGACUUGAGCUGAGAGCAGUGACUCCAUCUGAUAGUGGAGUUUAUACUGUAAUGGACAAGAAGAAUAAAGAGGUCAUUCACACCUACACAGUGAUAAUCGAAGAUGACCAGCCCUGCAGAGACCAGAGAGCCGCUGUGCCAGUGUGGCUGUCUGUCCUCUCCCUCACUGUGUGUGGGGUAUUAUUGUUGGUGAUUGUGUGGAUGUGGAGAAAAAUUCAGCGUCUCCAGAGAAACAGAUGAUGAGCCUGUGAGCCCCAGUCUCUGUCUCUCUUUUGCUCGCUCCCUUUUUCUUCUUUGUUUUGUUUCUUUUUUUUUAGUUUUUUAAGCAUCUAUGGCUACAUAGCUAAUUCUGUCUGAACGAUGUGAAAGGCAGGGUAGUAGCAGCUCUGUUUGGCCUCCCCUUUCUGUUCAAUCCAAAACUGAAUGCCUGGUAUAAAGUCUCUGACGCUGUUGUUGCUCCUGUUCAGUUAAAAGACAGAACAGAAUCACAGUUACAGCAGGAUGAUGCAUAUCAGGCUGAUACAUGUUGGCUGGCUACAUAAACGACCAAUCAACAGAAAAAGAUGAGUUAGUUUAGUUUCAGUUCAGAUCAGUUUAAUCGAGUCUACUUAAGAUGAGGAUUUAUUUAACUUUUAUUUGAAAUCCACAACUGAUUGACGGGCAGGGUUGGGGUAGUUACUGAAAAAUUAGUAGUUAGCUGCUUUCCCAAGAUUAGUAGCUGCUACAAUUUAGCUACUUUUCCAGAAAAAGUAGUGGCUACUUUUUGAAAAGUAGUGUUCCAGAAAGAAACAUACAACUGAAAAGCUGUAAAUAUACAAAAAAAAUCACUAAAAAGUGAGUUUAAGUGUAACCAGCAGUUAAACUUACACAACCAAAGGUGAUCUCCAACACAAAUUUAGACUAAAUAACUAAAUUAACUACUAGAGCUCUUAGGUACAAAAAUGUGUAGUUCCUUAUAAAAAGUAGCGCAAUACUUAGCUCCUCCCCCAUCCUUGUUGACGGGUUCAUUUGCAUUCAGUGUUGUAGACAAACACACCCCUCAAAGGGCCGAACAACUCGCGAAGCUGAAAUCGAAGGAAGUGGGGGGGGAUUCUGCAUCCCAUGACCUUAUUACAAAAACUAUUAUUAAUCUCCAUCAGAUUAUUAAUCUCUGUUAGAUUAUUAAUCUCCAUCAGAUUAUUAAUCUCCACCAGAUUAUUGAUCUCUGUUAGAUUAUUAUCAGAUUAUUAAUCUCUAUCAGAUUAUUAAUCUCCAUUGCAUUAUUAAUCUCCGUUAUUUAUUAGUUCAUGAUUGGUGAAAGUUGAGAUGUUGUAUGUUUUUACUUUGUAAUGCAGACUGAACUGAACUGUCCAGAGGAUGAUUAAUCGACUGAACUGCUGAAUUAUCUCACACUGUGAUACAGUUGUGGUGUUUCUAUCAGGUGAUGAUUCUGAAGGACAGUCAGAUUGAUAAAUCCUCUCAAUUCCACCGUCUGAAAUGUCUUAAGCUACAUAUAUAAACUCACCACCUCCCGGUGAAAUUCACCUUUCACAUGAAUAGUUUAGAUUUAUAGGUCGUCUGCAGUUCAGCGCCAAUCUUUACCGUAUUUAUUUAUGUAGAACGGAUGAUUUCUGGCCCAUUUCUGAUCAGUUUGUUCCAUUAAUCAGUUACAGUUUUCUGCCCUUCCAGUCACUGAGCUCCACAAUCCAGUCCAGGUCUUCUAAUGUCUCCUUUUUGUAGUGGAAGUGAACCUAAACAGUCUCCCGACACGACUAACCGCUUCAGCUCGUCUUUCUUUGCUGUGUUCUGUGUUUGUUUGCUCUAUUAUUCUUAUUCAUAUUCUGACUGUGAGAACAUUGUUCUGUGUUAUGACCCAGAGAUUUAGCCCAGUCCCUCUUAACCUGGUUGCUUCUUGGCCCAGUCCCAUUUCUCGUUUUUGAGUGUCACCCUAAGCCCUUGGAACCGAGUUAGAAGGGGUAGUGUUUGAAAUCUUACCCUACGAAAAGAGACCCUCAAAUAUAAAAAAGCUUCAUUAUUCAUUACCAGCGCUGCUCUGUAGGCGACCCUGCCAGUCUGCAGUGACAGCAGAGGAGGGUAAAGCUC